Messenger RNA from Naegleria fowleri, 10131 nucleotides. RefSeq lists its product as uncharacterized. The record is from RefSeq and is a predicted model, not a curated record. Bases 1 to 10131 code for a protein of 3376 amino acids. Gene Ontology annotation, cellular component: peroxisome. Lineage: Eukaryota; Heterolobosea; Eutetramitea; Acrasida; Naegleriidae. Gene Ontology annotation, molecular function: calcium ion binding. The transcript is spliced from 8 exons.
AUGUUAAUUAGUGACAGUGUAUUCAACCUCUCUGACUUGCAUUCAGAUAUUAUGUUUGAUAUCAACCAACGUGACGUCAGCGUUGCUAUUUUAAACAUUACAUCUCAAAGCAACGGUCAUGGACAUCUUUAUAGUUAUGUGCCUGAUUCCGAAUUGAUUGAAUCAUUAGUCACAUGCACCGAUGGAGUUUACAUUGAUUUUGAUUACAUAUCAAACUCAGAUAAUGAAAUUAACGAAAAGAAAAAAACAAAGGCGCUUCAAUAUAACCUCCUUCUUAAAUCUCCAUCGAUAAUGAUUGCAGACAAUGAAAGCUUGAUUUUAUCAGCUAACGAGGGUAGUAUUUUUCCAAGCAUACCUUCUGAUUCAAUCAAGAAAGACAUUCGAAAGAAUUUUUUUGAAUAUGAUGUACUGACCUAUACUCUUUCCAUGACAAGCGUUGAUCCAAUUUUAAAGAAAAGAGCAACUCAAGGAUUUAGAAUUACUGACAUCAAGUAUUCCACUCCAACUGACAAAUUAUCAAAGUUCAAAGCUGAAGACGAAAAGUUGGAUUUAAAGUAUGUCAAAAUGAGCAUGCUUUAUCGAAGGAACGUAGAAAUAAUAUACAAAGUGCAUAUCGAAAGAUCUGGACCAGGUAUGGAAGAACAAGAUCUUGAUGUCUUGACUUCGAAUAAUUUUACGGGGUUCGGAAUCUCAAAAUCCAAUAAGGCUAAAAUCUCAGUCACCAUAACUGUCUUCAUGCACAAAAACAAUUUAGAAAAAUUUAAAACAUUCCUCAAAAAACGAACGAAAGAACCUUUUCUAAAAUAUCUACAGGAGUAUAUUCAGUCUAUCAACAUUGAAGAUGUUCUCAUUGAACAGUAUUUUAACUUGUCAGAGAAUUGUUCUGGACUCAAUCGAUCCUCUAUAAGAAAAAUGGACAUUCCCAAUAUUAAUUUUGAACAUGAAAGAGAAUUCUUCUUUGAGACACAAAAACUAGCACUUUCCCAAAUGGGAACUAACGAUGCUUCUCCUACUGUACAAAACAAUGUAGCUCUCUUCAAAUCGUUUUGCGAGAAUGCUUGGUGCUCUACAAAAGUUUCAGACGAUAUUUUUAUUUUAUUUAUUUCUGAGCAAGACCACACAUGCUACAUGUACGACACUGUACACGAUACCUCUCUAUUAACGAUGGAAGAAAAAGAUACCUCUGUUUCUUGUGGAUUUUGUUUAUUGAAAAUUGUGAAAUCAUAUACAUCCAUUGUAGAACUGAAAUUUCAAUUUUUCAAUGUUUCCUCCUUCACAAUAUUUAGAGUUCUAAGACAUUUCAAGGAACAGUCUCUAAAGCUUUUCUAUCAAAGAAAUAUUCAUGCACAUUUCAUUGAAAACACUGCUUUCUCAGAAAUUGUGGCAAGACUUCCAAUUUGUAAAGAUGAUGAAACUCAAUAUCUCCAGUCGUUAUUCAGUCAUCCUCCGCAUUUUACUUCGUACCUUAAGCACAAAAAUUGGAUAUGGCCUCUCGGAGGAAGACUUAACGUUGCAGCGAUUUUAUCAUGCUUAUUCGCGCAAAGGUUAAAUGAAGGCUUUUCUCUGGUGAACACUAGACAAUCUGUAGUGUUUGUCAAGGAGUUAGAAAUCACGAAAAUCAAUUAUUUCUCGAAUACUGACUUUUUAUCAAAGCUUAUUCUGUUUUAUUGUAUUCAUAUUUUGAAGAAAGAGAAAAAACUCAUUACAGAGGUGUGGAUUGAACCGCAAUCAGGCUAUGUUACCUAUACCAAUGGAAUGCAGGUUGAUUCGAAUCAAUUGUGUACAGAUUUAUGUGAAAAUUGGUUCUAUAAUCUAGACUUACAAAUUAUCUCAUUGUUCUCUACGUUUGACAGCAUAGUAGCGGCUUGUAAAUCUGGUAAAGGCAAUAACAACUCUAUCACUCUUUUCCAGCCUGAGAAACCUGGUACCGUUACUCCUUUUAACUUGAAAGGCAUUUUCGAACGUUCUGAACGGCAAAGCUUGAAAUUUAAAGUAUUUAAAUUUGUGACUCAUACUGACACUGACACUGAGAUAGCAAAGAAAAGCAAUAUUGCUUUGUAUGACCGACUUUUGAAAAUUCUAUGCAAUAUCAAUGAUGUUGAAAUAAGUAUUGACAAGAUACCUCUAAAUUUGGAUAUGAAAUCUCGAUGCUUUGCAAGAACAUUUGAAAAUGUUGGAUCAGACAAACAAAAAGAUUUCCUUAUAACCAUAGUGCCUUCUCAUGUAACUGGAGAAGAAAAAGAUUUCACUGUCAUUGUAUGCGUUUGUACAGAGGAUCAGCUUCUAUUUGUGGACAAGUUGAAACGAAACGAAAAUAUGGAGCAUGUAGUUUGUUCUAAAUAUUCUUCUAUUGUUCAUCGUCAUCCCGCAUUGACACACGACGAAGAACACGCACUUGCUUCGUCAGCAACGUAUUGUGACUUUGUUACAAACUUGCAUGCAUACAGUUUUACCUAUGGAGUUUACAAGUAUUUGAACCAAAAAUUAACAAUAGAUCGAGAAAGCAUAGUUUCUGCUGUUGAGUCAUGCUAUGAGUAUAGAGAAGAGAUUGAUCUCACCGAGUUCUUUGAGGCCAUUUUAUUAUCUAGAAACUAUUUCUUUGAAAAAUCCGAAAAUGAGACUACUCCCUGUGAGAACAUGGUUAAUUCGUUCAAAACAAUAAUCGAGAAGUACUUUGAAGAAAUCAGAGGAACCAAAUAUCAUUUUUAUCUGCGAGAAACUUCUAUUCCCAAGUCUACAAAAACUGCUCCAAAGCCCAUAAAGAAGAAAAAUAGCGUGAAAAGUUUUGAUCAUCUCGAAGAAAUUGAUAAUGAGGAAAACUAUGAAGAUGUGUCAGAUGAUGAAAUACAUAGUUUUCAUAGUGGUGACGACGAAACCUCACACUCUCUUUCCAGUCUUUCUGCAGGAUUGAGAGAUUUACAAGUAUCUGAUCAUCAAUCAGACUCUCUCACUGAAAGUUCUGGCUCUUCAGUUAGUGAUACCUUUAAUUUAACGGAACUUGAAAAUUCCACUCUUCCCGUAUUUAUGAGAAUGGAGUGUGUGUUAACUCCAAUUACAAGAGGAAAAGAAGAAUGGAAGGACUUGGAAGUGUUGGAUGAUUAUGGAAAUGAUAUUAAAUUACCAAUCAAAACCAUCCCAAUAGAGAGAAUUUCAAAGAAUAUUAGGUCUAGCAAUGGCGAUUUUUCAAAAAUUUCUUCUGCAUUUGGUGAGAAAGAAGAGGAUAGCGAAGAGGAUGAUGAAUCAGCAGAUUUUACUCCAAGCAAAAUUAACACAGAAAUGGAUUUCGAUUGGAUUAAUUCCUUGAACGCUGUAAAAACAACUUUGAGAUUUUAUUGCAUUACGCUACCACCUGACAAAUAUUAUGCUUCAUUUAACGGAUUUGAGCCUUCAAAGAAGGAUGUUUUGGGAAUGUUUAGAAAUCACGUGUCUGACACCCAAUCCGCCUACGCUAGAAGUAAAUUUGAGCAAGAAGACGAUGCCUAUGAGGAGGAUACAACAGAUGAAGCAGCUCCUUAUUUAGAUAAGGGCUAUCUUCCAAGACAUAUCAGAAGAAUUGUUUCAAGAACCAAAAGACGAUUACAAGCAUUAGUUUCAAAAGAAAUACUGAACGCGCUAUUGAGAACCCAUCCAAUUACUUCAUAUUCCAUUAAGAAAGUUUUUGAUAAUGUAGAAAAGCUCCCCUCGUCAUGCUAUCAGCAACAUACUAUUCCAUUAUUUUUUAUUGACCAAGUUGAAGGUGUUAAACUCUUCCAUCAAGAGCUAAAUUGCUGCCAAAAACAUGCCAUGUUUGAAGAGUAUGACAGAAAGUGCGAGCAAGAAACAUCACCUGGUGAGGUAUCAAACAAAUUCAAAAUUUUCAGCAAGGAACUUGAUGACUUGGAUAUGACCAUGUUUGAUAAUGACACAGAAAUGGAACGAAAUUGUAUUGAAGCACCAUUUUGGAUCAUUUUAAAAACAGAGAGCAAGAAAUCAAUGUCCAUGUUGUUUUACUCACCAAAUACUCUCUCAAUUUCGCAGGCCAAUGACGUGGUCAAUCUCAUUUUCAAAGCAGUUAGAGUGGUGUGUAAGAGAGUGAAUACCCUGCUUCUUCUCUCCAAUUUGCACGAUACCAGAAUAUGUAGCUCGUUACUUCUUCCUGUUAGAAAAGAUAAAGACAAGAAAGCUGUCUCUGAAGUUAGUGUGCUUGACAAGAAGUUUUUACGUAAGGACAAUGAAAAACCAAGCAGUGACAAUUUUAAUGAGGGAGAUUUUGCCUGCAAAAAAACUUUUGAAAUUUCAUUUCCACUUCAUAGCAGGUUAUCCACUGCCAUGGCCAUUAACCACUUGAAUCAAGUUGUUUUCAAUCCCUUCAUUGUUGCUAAUAGAAGUGAGAUGUUUGUGUACAAGGAAAGGAGUGGUCGUGUUUUUUAUCUUCAGCUCACGGAUGGAAACAAACAAUCUCCUACUACCGUACAGAGUCCAAAGGAUGAAGAAUCUCCAACUCUUCCUGUUAGAGAUGAGCAGGAACACAAAACCAAGCUUAAGGAAUAUUCCAUUUCUCUAUCUAGCAUGGGUCAAUAUCUUUAUGCUGAAUUGGAUAUUAAGAGCAAUGUAUCUUCUGUUGUUCUGGAAGUUUAUGGUGUUUAUCCGCCUAGCAUUGAAAUUACAACCCAACUGAAAAACCUUAUUGAAGCAAAGUUAUCUUCACUCACUAUGAACAUUAUAUCCAAUUUAUUACUCAGAAAUAGACAAUUUAAAAUCAAUAUUGAAGAUUUACAGUUUAUCAGACCAUUGCUUUCACAGCCUCAGAAGAGUGUGGUAAUUAGCCUUCCAAAGUUUAUUAACAAUAAGUUGCUUUUCAUGUUAUUUGCCAGAAAUAACAUGUUGACCUACAUGAAUCAAUUAUACCUGACUAGUAGUGAUGAAUCGGCGGAGAGUCCAAGCAACCUCUCGUAUAUGUCCUUUACUGAAGAUGAGGAAGAUGAUAUGGUUUUCAAAGCAGCUGAUUUUUCAUUUUUAUAUAACUCGGUCACUCAGAACACAUAUUCAAGAGCCAUGACAUCUCAGGUCAAUUGUAGAGGUAUUGCCUGCGUACAAAUGACACUUCUAAAUCAAGACGGAGAGAUGGUUACUGUUUUCCCUUCAAUGAAAGAACCAUACACUUGUGAUUUGACUGGUGUGUCCCAAUUGGGUCUUCUUCAAGAGGAGCCGUCAAAUAUAGCUUAUACAGAUUUUGGAGCUCCUAUCCUUCGUAAAGAAGGCAGCACUUCAGAUGAUGAGGACGAUGAAGAAAAUGUUAUUGAAAAAAGUGCCUCUGCAGCUCACCGAAGUGAUAAUGGUAAACUACUACUGGAAGUGUGGAAAAAAGGAGAUGUAGACCUAGCUUCUCUUGUUGAAAAAAUUUGUUUCACUCUUAACCAAACACUGAUAGAUUAUGUUGUCGAAUGCGGACUUUUCACAUUGCCUGCCAUCAAGGCAGGUAGAAUAAGCUCUCCCACAUUAAUGGAGCACAGAGCUGCCCUAUUUUUACCGCUGUGGGAAAUGAAUAGAUUUAUUGGAGAUUUACACAACUUGUUGUCUGCAUAUAGCUUUAAACUGAGACCAAUUACCUUUGUCAGCAAAGAUGCAAGACAAACAUUUGCCAAAUAUUCAAGAAGCAAUGAUCUUAUCGAACAACAUCUAGUCGAUUCCAGCAAUGUUUGUUUUGUUAUGAUGGCUGGUAACUUUUCUGUUUCAACUGAUAAGGUUAUUAACCUUGGUGAAAAUAUCAAAAUAGGGGAUAUCAUUUCUUUAGAUGGGUUUAGUUACAGAAAUUCGAUCAAGUAUACAAGAAAAUGCUGUAUUGUUAUAAUACUAACAAGUGCCGAAUUGCAAGUUAUUGCAUACAAUUGGAAGCCCCAACAAUUUGAAAAGUUCAAGUAUCAUUUGCACCAAACGGUGUCCUGGUUGAGAUGUAGAGCUCACUUACUCAACAGCAUACUCCAUCAAAAGUUGGGUCUCUUUUAUCACUCACAUUCGAGUAACUUGGCAACCGUUCCGACCAACCUAAUGAUUCCUCUUGGUAAACCACAAAAGGAAGUACAAUUUGCAUUCAACAACAUUGAUUUACUCAUUUACAAUAAGCAAAGUGCUCCGAGCGAUCCAAAGACUUCCAAUGCAGUAAGAAGAACGACCCCUUCAGCAACAGCCGUCACAACUAGCAAUCCUCCAACAAGCAUGAAUCCACCAAAACCAAUUCUAGACAUGAGAGGAGGUCAAAUGUACAACCGGUUUAAAAACCUAGGCGCGAAUCCCACACUAGUCUCCUCGUCUACGAAUGACAUGUCGGUAAAAUCCGAUAUUCAGAAAGUCAGAAAAGAGAAAAAACCUCCAUCAAGCAAAAAUCAAUUUGGAUCACUGCUGAAAGGAAUAUUCGAUUUAGAUAAGAGUGCCCCUUCUUUUAAUCCUUUAAGAAGAAUAUUGUUUGGUUCAUCAUCCUUUAUUUCCUCAUCUUCAGCUGCAAUUAUUCAACAUAUUGACAGUGUUGAGGGCGUUCCAGGUGCGGAAGAACAGCAAAAUAAUAACCUUCGUGAAAUUGGUUAUCAUAGAAAAGUAUUUGAAUCAUUCUUGAGUGAAUACGUAGAGUAUAUCAAGUCUUUGGAUAUUUCUGAUGUUUUCUUGCAUCCUUCAGAUCAACAUGACUCGUCGCCAUUGUUACCCUCGACACCUAGUGAUAUGAAUCUAAUUAAUAACUCAAUGGACAAAGACAAAACAAGACCACAGCCCACUCCGCUUGUCCAAGUGGUGGGAAAUCAAAUCAUCAAGCUCCAACCAACCACCAUUUACUUCCAUAAACAAAUGGACGAUGGAGUACUAUUCCUAGAGUUGGGUCUCGACAGCAUUUACGUGUAUCUCAAUGUUUAUAUUUCUGACAUCACAGUUCAAAGACCUUCAUUGUUGAACCCUCGUGCCUCAACGAGAGGAGAGUUCUUGAGAAAAGUAAGCCAAUUCAAACACUCACUUCACAUGAAUUCGUUUUCAUAUGAUUUCCACUUGAGAAACUUUUUGAAUUAUCUAACAACAGAUUACUCUGGAUUUCCAUCUACUUUGAGCUUUAUGAGUUUAUUGAAAGACUUUAAUCAAUUUUAUCCAAAUCCUCCGCCUCAUACUAGAAAUAUUUUGCAUUCACAUACUAUCACUUUUGAAAAUGUUAAAGACAUUGCAGAGAUUAUGCGAGAAAAGGCAACAGCACCUAAAAGUAGCAUGAAAUCACUCGAGCGGGGUCGAUCUUAUAGCACUGAGAGGCGAGAAAUGCUGAAUGAUCCUUUCCAAUUCUUCUUUGAAUAUAUUUGCAAAAACUCUGACAAGUACAAGGUUAAAUUCAGCCAAAAGAGCAAAGAAUGUUUCAUCCUUGAUACAUACAUUUCUCAUGAAGAAGCAGAUUACUCGUACUGUGUAUUGGUCACCAAGUCAGUUGUACAUUCGGAUUCUCAUACCACUUUUUCACAUUACGGCAGCGCAUCAAAUUCUUCAUCAAGAUCUCCAAGCCCCCAAGAAGAAGACAGUACAAUGAAUCUCACCAUGUAUAUUGUGUUUGUCGAUGCAACCAAUAGACAUCCAUAUGAUAGCGAGAUAGAAGGUUCUAAAGAUAACAUGUACAAGGUAGUUACACAAAUGGCUCAACAAUACGAAAGAAAGUUGGCAAAUUUGCUACAAAGUGUCAAAAAUUCGUUCAAACUGGAAAUAUUGUGGGAUAUGGCUCUCAAAUUCAGGAUGAGCGAAAAUUUAUUCAACGAACUCGAUGCAUUAUGGAUCAAAACUCCAAUCACCGAAUACGAUUUUACUCUCUCAAUUUUCGAAGUUACCUAUGUGCCAUGGAAUGAUGUGAUUUCUGAACUGUGGAAUAUUUAUGGAGGAGAGAGAGCAGGAAGUAUAUUCAAGAAAGAUGGCACUGCACAACAUUUACUCAUUAAUCCAACCAGUACUGGUCUGACUGAUUUCAUGUUGCACAUUCAUUACAAGAUUAAGGAAAACGCUGUGAUUGUCUAUUUCUGUAAAAAGAAGCUUGCACAAGAACCUGAACCACUUCACGACCAUAUUCAUACCUCUGCUGCCAUGAUGAAAUCUAAUAAGACACCAUCACCUGUAGUAAGGUACGACCAAAAAACAGAUACUUCUCAAAAUGUGGAAUACCUUGAUCUGAGAAAUAAUUUGUUUGAGAGUGCUCAAUCCGUUCUAGCUGGGCUUUUCUCUCUUCCCAACCUCAAACAUUUGUACAUUACCCUUGAUGAGAAGGAAGAGGAUGAAAUCAUCAUUUCCUUGUCCAAUUUAGAAUCAUUCAACGGAACUCCCUUAACGGACCUUCCCGAUGUUGAUCCACCAAUGUACUUUUCCUUGGCUGAGGAACCCAAAAGAGAGCCUUCUUCCGUGAUGGUGGAACCAUCUCAAGAGACUCAAGCAGCGAUCCAUGAUCAAGUUGAACCCAAACCAGUUGCCUCUGAAGAUUCAGCAUUGCCCAAAGAGCCCAAACAGACAAAUCAGACUGCUUUAUCCAGUGCAGGUAACAUGGGAGAGGGUAUCGACUCGUCCAAUGACGACUUGAAAGAUCUCAAGAGACUCCACGAUUCUGUUGGACUCUAUCUAGGACAAAGAGCUCCGUUUGUUCCAAACAGCACUCCAAUCCUCAAACAACUCAACAGGUCUAAAGAAACACCACAAGAAAUGUUGAGUUACCAAAUCGAAUUAUUGAAUUGCAAAAAGCAGCUAUUUGACUCGUAUUUUGAGAACGUAAUUGAAAAGAUUUCAGAGUUUGAUAAGAAAGCCUCCAGUAUUCUCAUGAUUGUCAAGAAUUCGUAUUCAGACAUGUGUGAUUCAUACUACUCAAUGAUCAAAACAUUUUCUACUGAUUGUUUCUCAAAAUUAGCGACACUUCAGAAAGAUCUGGAUAGUGCUGAUAAGGAUAUUGCCAACCUUCUUGAGGAAACUGAAUCUCUCCAACAAGUUGCUUCUAAAAGCGAGGAGGCAAAGGCAAAAUUGAUUCGUCAGCACGAAGUAGAGCGAGAACAAUUAUCGGAAGAAAUUGGAGCCUUAAAGCUUGAAAUUGAAAAAUAUAAGAACCGAUUGACCCAAGUCCAAGUUAAUAGACAGCGCCUAUCCAUGCAAGUCUCACAAACACCACAACAAAUUCUUUCUCAAAGUAUGAUAAAACCAAAAGAAACAAAACAAGUCAAGUUAAAACCUCUAAGUCUAAAACAACUAAAAGAAAUUAUUGAAGAAAUCUAUGCUUCAAAGCACAAGUUCGAUCAAAAAUGCCAAGAGAGCAAACUACCAAGAGAAACAAUGGAACAACAUUUGUAUACCUUCUUGAAUCAAAAGUACGGGCUUAAAACCUUAAUUUUUGAAUGGGCUACUGCCAUCAAUUUUGGAGUGAAAAGAUUUUCAAGAGAAGACAAUGAUGUCAAAGUGUUCGGCAAAAUUCUUAAAAACGAAAUUGAUGAGGAAUUCAGAUUUGUCCAAAAGCAGCUAAAGGAUACAACCGCAGAACUAUUGAAGGUAUUUUUGAGAGGAAAAUACAGCAAGAAGGUUGAUCAUGAAAUCUAUCAAAUCAUUCAAAAUAGGUUGAAUGGUGAUCUUAAUGAAGACGAAUGGGUUGAUAUCAUCAAGUACAUGUACAACAAGGAAGACUCUCUCACAGUAAUUAUUCGUGUUAAUGAUGCCAUUCUAGAGCAUCAAAAACUUCAAAUGUCCCUUGGAUCACCUUCAACUUUGAAUAAGAGUUUUGAAAAGAAUACUAGAGUGCCUUACAAGAUAUUCCUAGAAGUAUUGCUUGAUUUCCAACUUGAAUCUCACGAAAAAUUCCUUUCCAAGUUUGUGAAAAUGUUCAGAGAAGUCGACACCAACAAGGAUGGAAUUUUAAAUCAACAUGAAUUGAAGCAAUUAUUAGCAACAAUCAACCCUAACGGAACCGACGAAGAAUUCCAAAAUUUUGUUUCAAUCAUUGAUCCAAACAACAAUCAGCAAAUCACUUUCUCUGAGUGUGUGACUUUCUUGAGCGCUGAUUUGCUCAAGCUGGCUUCCGAAAGCUCGAUGAUUGUCAUGUCAACAGCGUCCACCAAUAAUACCAACAAAUCACAACAAUUGGGAGCCAGUUCUCUUUCCAUUAACGAUUUGUGA